AUGGCUUCCAUGUUCGAGCAGAGCGGGAACGGCACCCUCUUCCUGGGCGGUCAAAAGAUCUCAGGGUCUGACAUUCUUCUGGCUACACAAGCUAUCGCAAAUGUCGUCAAGAGCUCCUUCGGCCCCAGCGGCCUCGACAAGAUGAUGGUCGACGACAUCGGCGACGUGACGGUCACCAACGACGGCGCUACUAUCCUCAGCCUUCUUGACGUUGAGCACCCUGCCGGCAAGAUCCUGGUGGACCUCGCACAACAGCAGGACUCGGAGGUCGGCGAUGGCACAACCUCAGUGGUCCUCAUCGCGGCGGAGCUUCUGCGCAGGGCAAACGAGCUGAUGAGGAACCGGAUACACCCUACGACGAUUAUCACGGGCUACCGUCUGGCCUUGCGCGAGGCUGUCAAGUACAUGAACGAGAACAUCAGCGUCAAAGUCGAGAACCUCGGACGCGAGUCACUCCUGAACAUUGCGAAGACCUCCAUGUCCUCCAAGGUCAUCGGCGCCGAUUCCGAAUUCUUCAGCAACAUGGUCGUCGACGCUAUGCAGGCGGUGAAGACAACAAACAACAGGAACGAGACAAAGUACCCUGUCAAGGCAGUGAACAUACUUAAGGCACACGGAAAGGGCGCUUUGGAGUCUGUACUGGUCAAGGGCUACGCCUUGAACUGCACCGUUGCCUCGCAGGCGAUGACGACUAAUGUAAGGGAUGCUAAAAUCGCUGUGUUGGACAUGAACCUCCAAAAGGAGCGCAUGAAGCUGGGUGUGCAGAUUACUGUGGACGACCCUCAACAGCUUGAGCAGAUCCGGGCGAGGGAGUCUGGGAUGAUCCUCGAGCGGGUGGAGUUGAUCCUGAAGGCUGGCGCAAACGUUAUUCUGACCACCAAGGGCAUCGAUGACCUCUGCCUGAAGAUGUUCAUUGAGAAGGGCGCCAUGGCUGUUCGGAGAUGCAAAAAGGAGGACCUGCGACGGAUAGCGAGGGCCACCGGUGCCACAAUGCUGAGCACCCUGUCUGACCUGAAUGGCGACGAGAAGUUCGAACCAUCCUACCUCGGCCAUGCGGAGGAAGUCUCGCAGGAGCGCAUUUCUGACGACGAAUGCAUCCUGGUCAAGGGCACCAAGGCUCACUCAUCCGCAUCGAUUAUCCUUCGCGGUUCGAACGACUUUCAACUGGAUGAGAUGGAGCGUUCAGUCCACGACUCCCUGAUGGCGGUAAAGCGCACGCUGGAAAGCGGCAGUAUCGUGCCAGGUGGUGGUGCGGUUGAGACUGCUCUUCACAUCUAUCUCGAGGAGUUUGCUGGAACAGUGGGAUCCCGGGAGCAGCUGGCCAUCGGAGAGUUCGCCCAGUCUCUCCUGGUCAUUCCCAAGACGCUCGCCGUCAACGCCGCCAAGGAUGCUUCAGAGUUGGUCGCCCAGCUGCGGUCGAGACACGCACUGUCGCAACGUACUGCGGACGGCGACGCCAACGAGGACGAGAAGACGGUCGCACGGAAGAAGAGCUACAAGAACUACGGCCUUGAUCUAUCGAAGGGCAAGGUGGUGGACGAGAUCAAGGCCGGUGUCCUGGAGCCCAGUAUGAGCAAGAUUCGACAGCUCAAGAGUGCGGUGGAGGCCUGCAUCAGCAUUAUGCGUAUCGAUACCCUGAUCAAGUUGGAUCCGGAGCAGAGGGGCGAGGAGGACGACGGGCACGGUCACUAA
This is a messenger RNA of Diaporthe citri, 1692 nucleotides long. RefSeq lists its product as uncharacterized. NCBI's taxonomy places the organism in Eukaryota, Fungi, Ascomycota, Sordariomycetes, Diaporthales, Diaporthaceae. The transcript has 2 exons. The record is from RefSeq and is a predicted model, not a curated record. The coding region runs from base 1 to 1692 and encodes 563 amino acids. Gene Ontology annotation, cellular component: chaperonin-containing T-complex. Gene Ontology annotation, molecular function: ATP binding; ATP hydrolysis activity; ATP-dependent protein folding chaperone. Gene Ontology annotation, biological process: protein folding.